AUGUUACCGGUCUCGCGCCCCGACAGCCAGAUGAGUUAUAACUACAUCCCCACCUCCCAACCCUUGUCGGGUUCCUCGACAGGGCGGAGUUCGCCCAGCGACCUGCCCGGGUCUGGCGCCUCCAAAUCACCCUUCGGACCGUCCGGCUCGAUCGGUUCUGCGAGGCUUGGGGCUGGAUCCCCUUCCCAUGAACUGGGAACUCGUCUAUACCCGAAGCGUGCCCGUGAGAUUCAGGCUCAGGAAGGUGUCUCUCCUAGCAUUUGGGGUCCUCCGACCAGUGGCCACUCAACCCCACUUCGCGAAAACAUCCCCGAAUCGCCCAGCCAGGAUAGCUUCCCCGACUUGAUCCCGACUACCAAUGGGCAAAUGUCUGGCUCUGGACGCCGAGCACGAGCAGGCACCGUCCCUUCCCGCUUUCCUCCCAUGACCACACUCAACGAGAUGGAGCUUCAACAGCCCCCGUUUAGACCCCCAGGUGUAUCUGGUAUUGAUCCUGGCGUUCAAGUCCCGACCUCUGCCGGCGCGCCCAACCCGGCCAUGAUUUCACGUCUUCGAGCUGGCUCGAUGCCCCAGCGGAGCAGUCUUCUGGGUGGAGGCGGUCCUUUUGGUCCGUCCUUGUUCUCCACGAACUGGUCGACUGGUCGUGAACGAGCCACCACCUUGACCAGCAUUCGAUCAUCCGAGGGCCCGACCUCGCCAAGCCAGUCAUCUUUCUCGAGAGACGGGCUGACUGACUCGGAUGUGAAGACCCUAGAUUACUUGGGUCUCGCCGAGACUCCCCAGCAGGCGAGGGCGACUCUUGCGCGACCAUCGAUGGAGGCUCUUAUGCAACAGCAACAGCAGCAGCAGCAAGCAUCUGCUCUGCCGCCGCUCCUGGCUGAGCUGGCGAUGAUGAAGAAUAAUAAUCGAUUCCGAUCAUACUCAGUGAACGCGAAGGAAAAGUACGCUGAUGACGAGGACCUGGAGUAUGAGAGCCGUUACUCUCAACUUCCUUCGGGCACACUUACCCCCUCUGCCGCUGCGACGGCUGCCCAACUUGCUGCCACUCAGGCGCAAAUCCACCAACACAACUUGGCCGUGCAGGCCUUUACUAGCCACGCGAGUAUUAGUAGACCUCGUGCUCGUACUGCCGGUAUUUUGGAGGCUCCCCCUCAACGAGCAUCUAUCCGAAACUACCUUGCGACUCCCUCCCGCCUUGGUGACAACCCCUUCAGUGCUGCCGAUCUCCCUAUCUCAGAGAAUGGCGAAUACGAUGAACUAUCUGAUGCGGUUCAAAUGAUGCGCCUUGGGGCUGGUGGCCCCGGCGUCGGUGUCCGCCCAGGCGAGAUGGCCGAUGAGAACAACCAGGACGGCCCGACUCGUGCCCUGUGGAUUGGAAGUAUCCCUGUUUCAACGACGGUGACCUCUCUCGAGGCAAUUUUUGGCAUGUACGGGAAGAUCGAGUCCACCCGUGUGCUCACUCACAAGAACUGCGGUUUUGUCAACUUUGAGCGUAUAGAAAGCGCUGUUCAGGCCAAGUCGCUUCUCAAUGGCAAGGAAAUCUUCCCAGGUGCCGGCCCUGUUCGAAUUGGUUACGCCAAGGUCCCCGGUGCUUCUGCUACUGGAACCCCUGGUGCCAACGGCAUCCAGUCAUCUCCCACUCCCGACCCAACCUUUAAAUCCAAGCUUGGUUCCGAUAACAUCGACCAGGCGAACAACAUCGGCACCGUGCCCCACAUUGCUGACCUUUCUGAGCUUUUGCCCGAGAUGUUGGAGAUGGUCAAGGAAUUUGGAGCUAGUGAUGAUGACACCCUGAACAUUACCAACAGCAUCCAGAAGGCUAUUGCGUUCCAGGCUUUCGAGGAUGAGAUCCCACCAAUUCCAGAGCCCAGCCAGACUCGCAUGUUUGAUGCACCUCGCCUACGCGAUAUUCGCAAGCGCAUUGACAAUGGCGCUUGCUCGAUCCAAGAGAUCGAAGAAACUGCCGGCGCGAUGCUGCCAGAGAUUGCCGAGUUGGCCUCUGAUUACCUUGGUAACACCGUCGUUCAGAAGCUUUUCGAAUUCUGCUCCGAGACUACCAAGGAGCAGAUGUUGACGCAGAUCUCUCAUCAUCUUGCAGAAAUUGGUGUCCACAAGAACGGAACUUGGGCUGCGCAGAAGAUCAUCGAUGUUGCAAAGAGUCCGGCUCAGAUGAACAUGAUUGUGGAUGCUCUCCGUCCUUAUUGUCUCCCGCUUUUCUUGGAUCAGUACGGGAACUACGUGCUGCAAUGCUGCCUGCGAUUUGGCACCCCGUUCAACGAUUUUAUUUUUGAGGCCAUGCUGAGCCGCAUGUGGGAGGUUUCCCAGGGUCGCUUUGGUGCCCGCGCGAUGCGGGCCUGCCUGGAAAGUCACCAUGCCUCAAAGGAUCAACAACGAACACUUGCCGCUGCUAUUGCUCUCCACAGCGUCCAGUUGGCUACCAACGCCAACGGCGCUCUGCUCCUCACCUGGUUCCUUGAUACCUGUACCUUCCCUCGUCGUCGUACUGUUCUUGCACCCAUACUUGUUCCUCACCUGGUGCACCUGUGCACUCACAAGGUUGCUUACCUCACUGUUCUCAAAGUUAUCAACCAGCGGAACGAGGCUGAGGCCCGGGAUAUUGUCCUCAAGGCCCUUUUCUUCAGCCCUGGUGACGAAGUCUUGGAACAGAUCUUGAGCGACCAGACCUCUGGCGCUACUCUGAUCUUCAAGGUUUUGACGACUCCAUUCUUUGACGAGUCCAUGCGCGCGGAAGUGGUCAAGAAUGUCUCUAAGGUUUUGACCAAAUUGAAGGCUUCCCCAAGCCAGGGGUACAAGCGCUUGAUGGACGAGGUGGGUCUCUCCUCUCGUGGCAGCGGACGUGAGCACCAUAGCCGUGACCACGGCGCCAGCCACUCCUCCACCCCCGAGAAGUCGCAGCACCGUCAGUCUUCUCGACACGGCAGCCAAAACUUCCCCUCCCAGCCGACUUUGGAGCGACAAUACAGUGGACAAUUCCCUACUGGCAUGCUUGGCCAAGAUGGCUCUCGCCCAAUGUCCUCUGAUCAGAACAACGGCCCGCCACUUGAUCCGUAUGCUAGCAACGGCAUGAAUGGGUUUGGAAACUCUCUCAACGGCCUCGGUGGUGUUAACGGCGGUUUCCCGCAAGACCCCAACCUCUCUCUCUCCCAGCAGCAACAACAGCUUCAGUACCAAAGCUACAUUGCUGCGCAAGCUGGGGUGUAUCUCCCGGUGGAAUGUGGAUCACCUUCUGUCGAGAACCUGCGUUCGCUGCAGACUCAACAGGCCCAAUUAUCUGCGGCUCCGGGCCAGAUGAACCCCGGCGGUCCUAUUCUCGGCCAGUCAAAUUAUGCCCCGCAGCAGUUCAGCCCGGUUGUCAACCCAGCCCAGAUGUACCAAUAUCCUCCCCAGUAUUACGCCCAGGCACAGCCAGUGCAGGGGCAGUCUGGUGGAGGCCGACGUGGUCGGCGCUGA
Penicillium cosmopolitanum is the source of this 3471-nucleotide messenger RNA. RefSeq names its product putative RNA binding protein Jsn1. Gene Ontology annotation, molecular function: RNA binding. Lineage: Eukaryota; Fungi; Ascomycota; Eurotiomycetes; Eurotiales; Aspergillaceae. The coding region runs from base 1 to 3471 and encodes 1156 amino acids. The transcript has 5 exons. The record is from RefSeq and is a predicted model, not a curated record.